CAGAGAGAGAGAGAGAGAGAGAGAGAGAGAGAGAGAGAGAGAUUUUUGUGGGCAGUUUUUGUCGAGGCGAAAGAAAAGAAAAGAAAAUAUCUAUCUCCGUCUUGUUUGUUCGACAUGUCCGUACGACUGAACCCAAAUCUCAGACCUCUGAUGCCCGGACCCACAACCUCACGUGAUCGGUCACGUGACUUCUCCUCCACCGAAACCUCUCGGACAUUCCUCGUCCUCUGCUCCAAUCCCAAAUCGUCAUCGCCGUCGUCUCUGGUCUGCUCGCGUAAAUUCGAGAGGUUCGGAGGCGCAAAUUGGGCAAUCGCAGUUCGCCCCAAUGCUUGGAACCAACAAGAGGGAUCGUCUCUGCAGGAGCUCGACGAGUCGCCGGCGUCGGUGGAGCUUACACCCGUCUCCUCCGAGACCCAAUUCGAUCGCCUCAUCGCCGACGCUCACCAACUCGACGAAUCCCUCAUUUUUCUCUGGAUGGCAAGCUGGUGCAGAAAGUGUAUAUAUUUGAAACCCAAAUUGGAAAAGCUGGCAGCCGAUUACUAUCCAAGAUUGCGGUUCUACUGUGUUGAUGUUAACAUGGUUCCACAUAAGCUUGUUGCUCGUGCUGGUGUCACUAAAAUGCCAACUAUACAGCUCUGGAAGGACGGCAAGAAACAAGCUGAGGUUAUCGGUGGACACAAAGCGUAUUUAGUAAUUAAUGAAGUUCGUGAAAUGAUUGAAAAAGAGUGUGCAGUGUAAAUUUCGGUAUGCUAGGAAAGUUAUUUUCACAGUUUCAUUAGCUGAAAUCUUUUUUUUUUUUUUCUUUUUUUUAAUAUAUAUAUAUACUUUUCAAAGUAGAAAUAUAGAGGUAGACCUCUCCUUCCACCAACGUUUCUCAUGCUUUGAUGUUCAAGUCAAAUAGUCACUUUGUUAGAGCGACACCAAUCUAUCUCCCCCACCUUUAUUUUUUUUAUUUUUUUUAUUUUUUGUGCUGAGACUCAAUAAUUGCAUAAAAUCUCACCUCUUAUGCAUAUAGAAAAUUAGUGUAAAUGCUGAAUUGCAAAUUGGAAUAAACUUGGAUAUUAGUAUUAUGAA
Molecule: messenger RNA, 1074 nt
Organism: Morus notabilis
Lineage: Eukaryota; Viridiplantae; Streptophyta; Magnoliopsida; Rosales; Moraceae
Product: thioredoxin-like 3-2, chloroplastic
Exons: 5
Coding region: 115-738 (207 amino acids)
Cellular component (GO): chloroplast stroma
Source: RefSeq, a predicted model, not a curated record